UAGAAAGAAGAAAAAGGAACACAGACAGUUCAGGAUAGCAGAGGAGUUUUGAGGAUAUUUGAGGAAAGAGAGCAGCUGGCUAGGCUCAGAGAUUCAGAUAGAUACAUUAGAAAUGUUUAGGAAAAUCCAGGACUGAAGACUAGACUGGAAAUUUAAAAAACAAAAUCCGAGAAAACAUCAGCAACAACUAUACUACUGACAAAAGAACUGCAUAGAGGUGUCCAUAAAGUUUCCAGGAAUCAACUUCAGAUAUCAUUUUGUAACAAUGGCCAAAAGUGAAGAACAAAAUCAAACCAUUACCAAAUUUCUUUUGCUGGGAUUUGGAGAUUUUGGUGAUCUGCAGUUUCUUCUCUUUGUCCUCUUACUGAUGGUCUAUAUUAUGACCAUGGUUGGGAAUAUCCUUAUCAUUGUCCUGAUUGUUACUGAUUAUCAUCUUCACACUCCUAUGUACUUCUUCCUGUGUAAUUUGUCCUGUCUUGAGACAUGCUAUAGCUCUAAUAUUCUUCCAAUAACAUUGACCAACCUUCUAUGUAAGGAUCCAAUAGCUAUUUCUAUAAUUGGCUGCAUGAUACAAUACUACUUCUUUGGUUUCUUGGCAGCCUCUGAAUGUUACCUUCUAGCAGCAAUGUCUUAUGAUAGAUAUGUAGCAAUCUGUAAUCCACUACUUUACAAAGCCAUUAUGAAUGGCAGGGUUUGUCUGAAGCUUGUGGCUGGAUCCUGGAUAGGUGGCUCAUUGGCUAUUAAUAUAACUAUGUAUCUAAUGUACCAGCUAAAAUUCUGUGGCCCCAUUGAAAUCAACCAUUUCUUUUGUGAUUUCAAUCCAAUAUUAAAUCUUGCAUGCAACAAUACACAUGUGAUUGAAAUUUUAACUGCAUUAUUAGCUGCUGCAUGUUCAUUGCCACCUUUUAUGUUGACUUUGACAUCCUAUGUUCAUAUAAUUUCUACUAUUGUGAAAAUGCCAUCCGCCAAUGGAAGGCAAAAGGCAUUCUCAACUUGUUCCUCACACCUCGUGGUGGUGUCCCUUUUCUAUGGUUCAAUAAUGAUUGUCUACAUUUUGCCUAAAACAGAUGGACUGCGAGAAAUCAACAAAGUCUUGUCUCUGUUUUAUACAGUCCUGACACCUUUAUUAAAUCCCUUGAUAUACAGUCUAAGAAAUAGGGAGAUAAAAGAGGCUUUUGGAAAAGCAGUUACUAAAUUAUGUGCUGUUAAAAAAAUACACCACUGGAAUUUAGUUUGAAUGUUUAAUAAAAUGCUAGUUGGGUUCCUAUUUGGUUAAAGAUGUUGGUUUAUUGUCUCUUUCUCUUCCACUACACAAAGCAACUAUUUUUUCAAAGGGUACAUGUGAUUAAGAUGUCUUCUGUUGAUUUAAUUAAAAUCUGGUGGAUUCACAGUAAGACCAUGAUUUCUGCCGAAACACAUUGCUGCUUUUAUAAUACUUCCUGGAUUGACCAUGCAACCAUAAUGUUAUGGAAAGCUAUGAUAGCACCGAAUGUAUGAGGCAAAUACAGUCAUAUCAGUUGAGUUUCUUGUAGUACUAUUCAUGUUGAACUCUGUCCCCUUCCACUUAAUCUAAUUUAUACUAUGGACCAAAUAAAUUAGAUAAAUAGAUUCUGUCUUUUAUAAAUAAAUAAAUAAAUACAACAAACAGAUAAACCUUUUACUAUAUUAUUCAAAGUAUGUUUUACACAUGUUAUAUUUAGAGUUUCCCCAGUAACUUAAAAUGUAUGUUCUCUACUUUCAGCUCAACAGAUUGCAAUUUAGCACAAUAUAAUAAUUUAUUAUCUUCAUUUGCUUAAGCUUGUCUCAUAUAUAAAUAUAUUAUUUAAUAUAAGCAGUAUACUGAUACUAUAUAAAUACUAAAUGUUUAAUCAGAAUAUAAUUGUGUGAUGUGAAGUGUUGUGUCCUGAGCCUGCAAAGGCAGGCUCGGGAUGUUGCAAUGGUCCCGGGCAGUUGCAAGCUGCCCGGGACCAGACUGGCUGGUGCCAGUGCUUGCGCGCAUGCGCGGGGCGCGCAGCACACCUAAAUGUUGCUUUUUGGCUCGGGAAUCAUCUUUAAGAGAAGCUGAGAGGUUUGUUCUGCUCAGAGUUGUAACGGGGGCUACUGAAGACCAAUAAAGAGUUCC
Messenger RNA from Crotalus tigris (Tiger rattlesnake), 2122 nucleotides. Its product is annotated as olfactory receptor 1009-like. NCBI's taxonomy places the organism in Eukaryota, Metazoa, Chordata, Lepidosauria, Squamata, Viperidae. The transcript has 2 exons. Gene Ontology annotation, cellular component: membrane. Gene Ontology annotation, molecular function: G protein-coupled receptor activity; olfactory receptor activity. The record is from RefSeq and is a predicted model, not a curated record. Bases 266 to 1237 code for a protein of 323 amino acids. Gene Ontology annotation, biological process: G protein-coupled receptor signaling pathway.